This is a messenger RNA of Prunus armeniaca (apricot), 1539 nucleotides long. NCBI's taxonomy places the organism in Eukaryota, Viridiplantae, Streptophyta, Magnoliopsida, Rosales, Rosaceae. The record is from the annotation of a GenBank genome assembly.
AUGUUGUCGGCAAUGGCACCAUCAGCUCCCACAAUCAGACUCGGUAGUAGGAGCUUAAUAUUCUCACUCUUCUUCCUCCUCCCACUGUUGAUAUCAACACUUUGCUCAAAUGCAAAUGAAAAUGGCGACGCAGGCUCUGCUGUUUCUAUUUGUAUCGUCGGCAGCGGCAUUGGUGGGUCCUCUGUGGCCCACUUCCUCCGCCGCUACUCUCCCCCUAAUCUCGACUUCACCAUUCGGAUCUUCGAGCGAAACGGCGUCGUUGGGGGUCGCAUGGCCAUUGUCAACGUCUCCGGCCAGACCUUCGAGGCCGGCGCCUCCAUUCUCCACCCGAGGAACUUGCACGCCUUGAGCUACACGAAGCUCCUCAACCUCACCAUCAGCACCCCUCCCGAUUCCGAGUCCUCUUCUGGUUUUGCAAUUUGGGAUGGCCACAAGUUUAUAUUCAAGACUCUCAGCUUCAAAUCCAAGCUUCCCUUUGCUCAGAAGAUUGUUUCUCUUGCUAAUUCACUCAUCAUGCUCCUCAGAUAUGGCUUCUCCCUUGUCAGGAUGGAGAGAUUUGUUGAGAGUGCUGUGAAUAACUUCUGCAAGUAUUAUGAAGGCUUUGAGACAAGACCUGUUUUUGAGACAGUGGAUGAGAUGCUUCAGUGGGCUGGUUUGUACAAUCUCACCACAAGGACUUUGGCUAUGGAAUUGGCUGAUGCUGGCUUGUCUCCCUUAUUGAUACAAGAGCUUGUCACUGUCAUCACAAGAAUCAAUUAUGGCCAAAGUGUCAAUAUGAGUGGACUUGCUGGUGCAGUUUCAUUGGCAGGAUCUGGUGGAGGAUUGUGGUCUAUUAAAGGAGGGAACUGGCAGAUGGCUGCCGGAUUGAUUGAUCAUUCAGAGGUUGAAUUGCACCUUCAUGAAGAGAUAGAAUCUAUCUCUUCAAAGGGAGAAUAUUAUGAACUUAAUUCCACCCAGAGAAAGAGUUAUACAUGUGACGUUGCAGUGGUUGCUACACCUUUAGAUGAGUCGAGUGUUCAGUUUACUCCUCCAAUCUCAAUCCCUAAGAGAGAGUUGCAACACACACAUGCAACUUUUGUUAGGGGCCUCUUAAAUCCUGUAUAUUUUGGCCUGAAUUCUGUGGCAGAAAUCCCAGAACUGGUUGGCACAAUUGAGGAUCCUGAUCUUCCAUUCUCAAGUAUCUCGGUUCUGAAGCAACAUAAUGAGAAUGAUUUCACUUACAAGAUAUUCUCUCGUAAACCAAUGGCGGAUGCAACUCUUGAUAGUAUCUUCAGUGUGCGGACGGAGACAAUUCGAAUAAAUUGGGGUGCAUACCCCCAUUACACUGCUCCUGAAGUGUUUGCACCAUUUAUUUUGGAUGGUCAGCAUUUGUACUAUGUAAAUGCUUUUGAGAAUGCAGCAAGUACAAUGGAGACGAGCACUACCGCAGCUGAGAAUGUUGCAAGACUCAUCCUGUCAAGAUUUUUCACCAGUGAACCUAUAAGUUUGGCAAACUUGAGCUCCAGCUCCGAUGGAGGGGUUCGCCAUGUAGAUCUGUGA